AAACAUAACCUAUAUUUCUUGACUUUCUGUUGUGAACGAUUUCCAACGUCUGUGUCAAUUUUGAUCUGCUUUUUUUCAAAUUGCACAUUAUGUUUUGAAAUUCGAGUGUUUUUAUUGAAAUUAGGUGUGUUAAAAAAGUUUAUCGUGAAGAGUUUUUAAUCAAAAACUUGUAAUAAUGUCAUAUUUAAGCAGGAAAGAAAUAGACGAGAUGAAACCUCAAAUUGAGAGAGCUGUGCACAAGUUCCUCGGCUUCGGGGAGCCCUCAAUUGUCACCACUGCUGUUAAUUGUAUCACUUCUGGGUAUGAUAAACGCAAAACAGCAGACAAGCUCUCGGCAUUGUUGGACGACAAAAAAGCUUUGAAAUUGACAGAAAAAAUAUUCGUAAUUUAUGAUGACGCAAAAGCAUCACAGAGAAGUAAAAAACGAACGCAUUCAGAUGACAAAGAUAAAGAUGUUAAGAAAGCGAAAUUUAAGGACGAAGGUGCCAAACAAGAAAAAAAUGAAGCGAAACUCUCUGCUGAUAAGAUCAAACUGAUGAUGGUAAAUGCACAGAGGGAAAUAGAAGAAAGAAAACGAGCUUUGAAAUCCAUAAAAAAAGAUGAUUUUCCACCUAUGAGACAUUCCUUGAAAGCUCGAGAACAAUUUCAAUCGAUGGGUAGCAUGUAUAAUCAAGGUUUAUUAAGUAAAACUGAUUCAGAUAAAGCACGAAAAAUUGCGGCUUUACAAGCACAAAUUGGAAAUAAAUUGAGUGCACUUGCAUUGCCCAAUAUUGGUAUCCCAGACAAACCAACUCCAUUAAUUCUUGAUGAAUCAGGACGAACGGUUGACAUUACGGGAAAGGAAGUUCAACUCACGCAAAUUGUACCCACAUUGAAAGCGAAUAUACGUGCAAAAAAACGUGAAGAAUUUAAAGCACAAUUACAAGAGUCAAAACCAGAAGAAAUACAGGAUACAGGAUUUUUUGAUUCUCGUAUUGGCAUGAAAUCAUCUAUACGUGUGAAACGUGCACUUAAAUUCAAUGAUCCAGGUAAAUUUCAACAACUUGCUCACAAAAUUCGUAUGAAGGCGCAAUUGGAAAAAUUACAAAAUGAAAUCAGUCAAAUAGCGCGAAAAACUGGUAUUAGUUCGGCAACGAAAUUGGCAUUAAUUGCACCGAAAACAGAGGCUUUAAAUGAAGAUGUGCCCAAUUUGGAAUGGUGGGAUUCUGUUAUUUUGAAUGGAAGUUAUCCAAUUAAUGACGACACGACAACACUUAUUAAAACCGCCACCAUUACUAAUCUUGUUGAGCAUCCUUAUCAAAUACGACCACCAACGGAUCCUCUUAAGCCAGUGUACAUGCCAGUAUUUCUCACCAAGAAGGAAAGAAAAAAGCUUCGUAGGCAAAAUCGACGUGAGGCUUGGAAGGAGGAACAGGAGAAAAUUCGAUUGGGUUUGGAACCACCACCAGAACCGAAAUUACGAAUUUCAAAUCUUAUGAGGGUUCUGGGAACGGAAGCAGUUCAAGAUCCAACGAAAAUUGAACAACACGUUCGACAACAAAUGGCGAAAAGAUUAAAGGCUCAUGAGGAUGCAAAUGCUGCUCGACGAUUAACCGUUGAACAGCGUCGCGAGAAAAAAGCAAGGAAACUUAAAGAAGAUACUUCUCUUGGUGUUAACGUCACUGUUUAUAGAAUAAGAGAUUUAAUAAAUAAUGCAUCAAAGAAAUUUAAAGUGGAAACAAAUGCAAAGCAACUGUAUUUAACUGGUUGUGUGAUGUUGUUUAGAGAUUGUAAUGUUGUUGUUGUCGAAGGUGGAGCAAAACAACUGAGUAAAUAUAAACGAUUAAUGUUACAUCGAAUUAAAUGGGAGGAAGAUAUUGUGAAAGAUACCGAUGGCAAUGAUGUACCGAAUAAAUGUGUUCUCGUAUGGGAAGGCACAAGCAAAAGUCGACACUUUAAUGACGUGAAAUUUAAAGUAUGUCCAAUUGAAAAAAUGGCUCGGGAACAUUUCAAGAAACACCAAGUGGAACAUUAUUGGGAUCUCGCCUACAGUGGAGCUGUACUUGACAAUACGGACGAUGCUAAUGAAUAAGAGAUUUAGUAAAUAAAAUUCAUCAUAGAAAUGGAAAGUGGAGAUGAACGCGAAGCAGCUGUACUUGACUGGUUGGAUGAUGUUGUUUCGAGAUUGUAAUGUUAUUCUUGUUGUUGAUGAAGAUGAUGAUGAUGAUGAUGAUAAUGGAAAAACAGGACAAGUAAGUAAAAAAACGGUACCGAUGGAAAUAAUGUUCCCAACAAAUAUGUUUUGAACAAAAAAAAAUCAAUUAGACUAAUGACAUUAAAUUCAAAAUGUAAUUAUUGAGAUCUUACAUUCAAUUGAGUUUUUCUUAACGGAUAAUAUAAAUUACACGGAGGAGAAAGAGACAUUAAAUUUACAAAGUAUAUUAGUAAAUAUAUUUUAGUAAACAAUAGAAUAUUUUUCUAAGUAAAUUUUACAAAAUUUUCUUGUUAAACCAACUUAUCUAUUAUUAAGAUUUUUUUAUUUAAUUAUAGGUACAAUUCGUAAAAUGUCUAUAUUAUAUUUACUAGACUAAGUUGUAAAUUUAAUUUUUCUUUUUUUGUCUAUAUUGUAAUAAUAGAUAUAAAUAAGUAUAAAUUAAUAUCAACAGCAUAAUCGAUAUGAAUGGUAUUCCUUAAGAUUAUUGUUUACUUAUUUCUUUAGGUAUUCAAUUGCUCUUAAAAAGAAAGAAAGAGAUGUUUAAAAUUGUUUACAUUUUUUUUUUUGGCAUCUCAUGACGAUAGAACAAUGCAGAAUAUUGUAAUUAGAUUUAGUGAUGUAUAUACUAUAUAUAUAUAAAAUAUUUAUACUGUAUUCAGUAUACUGUAAAUUUCUGCACAAAGUUCAAAUUCGUGUCAAUUUACUUUUGCAAGUUUACUUCAUCAAGUAAAUGAAAAAUAAAAUAAUUUCAUGCUUAAAUUUAUUUUGUCGAAAAAUGAAAUUUUUCUUCAAAAAUAUUUGAGUCUAUUGAUAUUUAAUCGACUCCUAGUUGGGAAAUUCAAUUAUUUUUGAAUUUAAAACAACAUUUUUUUGUUGUUGUUGAAAUAUUCCAAUGUCAGAAAGAAAAGAGAAAUCUUUGCCUAAGGGUUAAAAAUAACAUAAGAUUUAAAUUUCAAGGUCAUAUGUUGAGACAAUGAAUUAAGGCCUUUCCACCCACGUUUUGUACGAUAAAAUGUCAUCAUCGUGGUUAUGUGCUCAUUGACUAAAAUAUAAACAAAACUUUAAAAAAAAAAAAUAGUAUAUAUAUGAUUAAAUAAACGGAAAGAUUUUGAAAAAUAUUUUUAUCAAAAGGUUGAUUCUCGAAAAUGACUUUUAAUGUACUACAUGCGUUAAGAUUCUUUUUUUAUUUUUUAAAUAUAUAAAUGAAUUUUGAAAUUUUAUAACUGGAAAAGUGAAGUGUUAAAUUUAUUUUUCAAUUUUUAAAUCAAUGAAAAUCUAGAACUCACUUUUUUUUAAAUGUUAUAUAUGUGUAUUUUUGUGACAUUUCACAGAAAAACUUUUGUAACCAUAGACUUGAAUAUUCUUCUGUAAAGAGUUGUAAAUUUGUCAAUAAAAUUUAGUUUCUAA
This is a messenger RNA of Leptopilina boulardi, 3601 nucleotides long. RefSeq names its product U4/U6 small nuclear ribonucleoprotein Prp3 (gene Prp3). Gene Ontology annotation, cellular component: U4/U6 x U5 tri-snRNP complex. The transcript is spliced from 6 exons. Bases 176 to 2071 code for a protein of 631 amino acids. Gene Ontology annotation, biological process: mRNA splicing, via spliceosome. The record is from RefSeq and is a predicted model, not a curated record. NCBI's taxonomy places the organism in Eukaryota, Metazoa, Arthropoda, Insecta, Hymenoptera, Figitidae.